AUGAUUCACACAAGUGGUUAUGUGGUAGCUUUUAUGAACAGCGGUUGUAUUGUUGGCCUUGUGUUUUACUCGGUAAAUGUAAAAAAACAUGAAGCAUCAAAAGACCAUAUAAAUAACUUCAUUGGGUUGGUCCGGUUAGAAAAAAAUAAAGGAACAAUUAUUGAUGCCUUAAAUGAAGGUUCUCGUUUAAGCAAAAUAUUGUAUAACGACAAUGUUAGAAAAAACAGAUUAGUGUUGUUACAAAUAAUUGAGGUUGUAAUACUAUUAGGUAAACAAGAGUUGGCUUUUAGAGGUCACGAUGAGAGCACUUUAUCUAUUAACCAGGGAAACCAGGGAAACUUUCGUGAAAUGUUUAAUUUGCUCAUUAAACAAAAUGCUGAGUUAUUAUCUCAUUAUGAAAAAAUUAGCAAUGUUUUUACAGGCCAAUCAAAAACAAUUCAAAACGAAAUUAUACACUGUGUUUAUGAAUACAUAAUUGAUGUUAUAAAAUCUGAAAUUAAUGAUAUUCAUUUUUUUGCUGUUAUAUCAGAUGAUACAACUGAUAUUGUGGAAAAAUCUCAAUGUGCAAUUACUUUGAGAUAUGUAAAAAAAACUAGUGAGUUAAAGGAGAGUUUUUUAGGUUUCCAUGAUGUGAGUAGUAGCAAAACUUCUGAAUCUGUUUUUAAUUUAAUAACUAGUGUAUUAGAUCCAUAUAAUUUUAGAACUAAGUUGAUAGCACAGUGUUACGACGGGGUCAGUGUUAUGGCUGUUCAUGUUAGUGGUCUUCAAAAAAGAAUUAGAGAUGAAGCACCAAAUGCUCUAUUUACUCAUUGUUGUGCACAUCGGUUGAAUCUAGUUUUACAACAAGGAAGUUAUUGUGUUCCCCAAUCUCGAAUAUUUUUUGCAACCCUUUUAGGGAUAUCUGUAUUUUUUAAAAAGUCUCCAAAACGAACAUUUGUUUUAGAUACAGUUAUUGGCAAGCGUAUACCUAUAGCUAAUGAGACUCGCUGGUGCACACGAUCAAAAAUUUUAAAUUUUGUUGUUUCAAAUUUAGAUAAGCUAUUAGAAGUAAUGGAAUGUAUUAGAGAUAAACCAGAGUCAGGAAUGUAA
Aphis gossypii (cotton aphid) is the source of this 1089-nucleotide messenger RNA. Its product is annotated as zinc finger MYM-type protein 1-like. Bases 1 to 1089 code for a protein of 362 amino acids. The record is from RefSeq and is a predicted model, not a curated record. Lineage: Eukaryota; Metazoa; Arthropoda; Insecta; Hemiptera; Aphididae. The transcript is spliced from 2 exons.